AUGCACACCGUCUUUCGAAUUGAUGAAGUUCGAAAACUUGACAAGAAAAGUCCACUUUAUCAAGUGGACCUUAAACUUACGUCGGAUGAUGACCAACAACUUCGUCAAUUAACCGAUCGUAUACGAAAAGAAGUCGGCGGCACUGGAUGGUAUCGACUGGGUCAAUUGCUACUCAAAAUUGGUCAAUUCAACAAGGCUGAAGAAUUGUACAUGGCACUACUAGAACAGGCUUCUAACGACAGUAAUAAAGCAGAUAUCUAUCACCAGCUUGGAUGGUUGAAAGACGGCCAAGGACAAUACAAACAAGCAGCUUCAUUUUAUGAAAUGUCUCUCAAAAUUAAACGAAAAACUCUACCAGAAGAUGACCCUUCCUUGGCUACUUCCUACAACAACAUCGGUCAAGUGCAUAACAGUAUGGGUAACUACUCGAAAGCACUUGAAUUUUACGAAAAAGCACAUAAAAUAAAAGAAAAAGCUCUGCCUCCGAAUCAUCCCGAUUUGGCUACUUCCUACAACAACAUCGGUCAAGUGUAUAACAACAUGGGUGACUACUCGAAAGCACUUGAAUUUUACGAAAAAGAUCUCGAAAUCACGAAAAAAGCUCUGCCUCCGAAUCAUCCCGAUUUGGCUACUUCCUACAACAACAUCGGUGGAGUGUAUUACGACAUGGGUGACUACUCGAAAGCACUUGAAUUUUACGAAAAAGCACUUGAAAUAAGAGAAAAAGCUCUGCCUCCGAAUCAUCCCUCAUUGGCUAUUUCCUACAACAACAUCGGUGGAGUGUAUAAGAACAUGGGUGACUACUCGAAAGCACUUGAAUUUUACGAAAAAUCACAUAAAAUAAAAGAAAAAGCUCUGCCUCCGAAUCAUCCCUCAUUGGCUACUUCCUACAACAACAUCGGUGCAGUGUAUAACAACAUGGGUAACUACUCGAAAGCACUUGAAUUUUACGAAAAAGCACAUCAAAUAAAAGAAAAAGCUCUGCCUCCGAAUCAUCCCAAUUUGGCUAGUUCCUACAACAACAUCGGUGCAGUGUAUAACAACAUGGGUGAUUACUCGAAAGCACUUGAAUUUUACGAAAAAGAUCUCGAAAUCAAGAAAAAAGCUCUGCCUGCGAAUCAUCCCGAUUUGGCUACUUCCUACAACAACAUCGGUACGGCGUAUUCCGGCAAAGGAGACAACUCAAAAGCACUUGAAUUUUACGAAAAAUCACAUAAAAUAAAAGAAAAAGCUCUGCCUCCGAAUCAUCCCUCAUUGGCUACUUCCUACAACAACAUCGGUAUGGCGUAUUCCGGCAAAGGAGACUACUCAAAAGCACUCUCAUUCUUAGAAAAGGCACUUUCUAUCUUGCAAAAAUCACUUCCACCUAACCAUCCUAAUAUUAAAACAGUUACAAACUCAAUUGACUAUGUAAAAAA
Molecule: messenger RNA, 1418 nt
Organism: Rotaria sordida
Lineage: Eukaryota; Metazoa; Rotifera; Eurotatoria; Philodinida; Philodinidae
Source: the annotation of a GenBank genome assembly